AUGACUGAGCUGAGAGCAGAAGAGAAUGCUGGGAAAUACUGGUGUGCACGGUCAUUCAUGAAGCGUCUGUCGGAGGAUCGGCGUCCAUCAGCUGUAAACACAUCAGGAAUCAAACACAGAGAACCCUCUGCUGGAGUCUUUACUGUGAAGAUCAGCGAUCUGAGAGCAGAGGAUUCUGGGAAAUACUGGUGUGCAGAGGAGAGCUCUGGGUCCUUCAUAUUCACUGAAGUUCAGCUACAUCUGACCAGAGAUGUUUCUCUUGUUCACACAGGCAUCAUUUCAUCAAAAGACAGAAGACAGACAGGGGAUCAUGAAACGUCCAGUCAACCCACAAACCCCUCUGAUUCACAGAAUCCACUUUACUCAGAAGUCCAGUCACCCACAAACCCCUCUGAUUCACAGAAUCCACUUUACUCAGCAGUUCAGUUACCCAAAAACCCCUCUGAUGGGCUCCUUUGGUCUUCCCGGACCGACGGGCUGUGCUGCCCAGUCGACCUCCUGCUGGAGCAGCUGCCCAGUUAUCAGUCUUAUCUGUACCGGAGGAAGUCCAGCUCCAGCGGCAGCACCAGGAGGCGGGGCAGACAGCCGUCAAUCAAAGUGGGGGAAAAUGGGCGAAGCAAAGAAACCUGGAGGACGGGAUGGAUUGUGCUGGAAUUCUCUCUGCAGCUGUGGAGGACAGAUAUUCAUCUCAUCGAGGGCAUGUUUGGGACGGGAAUCCUGUCGUAUUUUUCAUUCCUGCGCUUCCUGGUGCUUCUGAAUUUCCAAUCAGUGUUUCUGCUGAUGUUUGUGUUUGUGGAUGCUGCCGGUGAUUAUCACGUCACACAGUGCACCACAACGUCAAACUACAGCAGCAGCAGCAGCAACGUGAGUGUGUGCAGUGAGUAUCUGGGCUCCUCUCGCCAGGGUCUCGUCGUGUUUCAUGAGCACAUCACAGACCUGCUGUCUGGAACGGUGUUCCUGGAGCACACGUACCUCUUCUACGGUUACUAUAAGCUGGAGUUCAUUCAUUCCCACUUCACCUACAACCUGCCGCUGGCGUAUCUGCUGGCCACCGUCACGUACCUGCUGCUGAGCCUCGUCUGGAUCGUCAAGAGGUCUGCGGCCGGUUUCAAGCGCAAGCUCAUACAAGACGAGGACCGCUUCCAGAGCUUCUGCAAUAAGGUCUUCGCCGGCUGGGACUUCUGCAUCACCAACGAGAACGCUGCACGUCUCAAGCAGAGCAGCCUACUGUACGAGCUCAAGACGGAUCUAGAGGAGGAGCGAAUCAAGCGCAAGAUGGCCAAUCGCACGCGCGGCGAGAAGUGUCGCAUCUACGCUCUCAGAGCCGCUCUCAAUCUCUUCGUCAUGGCCGUCCUGGUCGCCUGCUUCUACUGCAUCUACAUGGCCACGGUCUUCUCGCAGUGGAAGCAGGCGGAGGAUCAGAAGAGUAGCUUCCUGCUGGAGCUGGUCGUGGAGUAUCUGCCCUCCAUCGUCAUCACACUGGCCAACUUCAUCACGCCGCUGAUCUUCAACCUCAUCAUCACCUUCGAGGACUAUUCGCCCGCGUUUGAGAUCCGCUUCACCUUAAUGAGGUGUGUGUUCAUGCGUUUGGCCAGUAUCGGCGUGCUGCUCUUCUCUCUGUGGGUCCAGAUCACGUCCUGUUUAGACUGUCCCUGCGGCUACAACCAUCGGCUCUACCCCUGCUGGGAGACUCACGUCGGGCAGGAAAUGUACAAGCUUGUGAUCUUUGACUUCCUGAUCAUUGCUGCCGUCACCAUCUUCGUGGAGUUUCCAAGGAAGAUCAUCGUGAACUAUUGUGACUGUGGUCUGGCCAAGUGGUGGGGUCAGCAGGAAUUCGCCAUCCCACAGAACGUGCUGGAGAUCGUUUACGGCCAGACCAUCUGCUGGAUAGGAACCUUUUACUGCCCUUUGCUUCCUGCCAUCAACACCGUCAAAUACGUCCUGGUCUUCUACCUGAAAAAGGUGUCUCUGGUGACCAACUGUCGUCCCUCCACUCGUCCGUUCCGCGCUUCCAGCUCCAACUUCUUCUUCCUGGUGGUGCUGCUGAUCGGCUUGGCUCUGGCGUGUGUCCCUGUCAUCGUCAGUAUUGCAGAGAUCCGCUCGUCGCGAGCGUGUGGCCCGUUCGUGAGCUACAACACGUCGUGGGAGGUGGUGCCGCGUGUGGUUUCCCAGCUGCCCCCCGGCCUGCGCUCCUUCCUGCAUGCGCUCGCCUCCGAGGCCUUCGCCGUGUCCUUCUUCGUCAUCACCUGUCUGGGGAUGUUCUAUGUCAUCGCCUUGGCUGGAGCUCAUAAGCGUGUGAUUGAACAGCUCCGAGAUCAGCUGGCCAUGGAGGGUCGUGAUAAGCGUUUCCUCAUUCAGAAGCUGUGUCAGGCCCAGCAGGCCGUGUUCUCUCGGUGUCCGGAGCGCAGGCCUCCGCGGGGCUUUCGAGGGAACCGUCACGACGCGGGACUGUAUUUAGUCGAGCCAUCGGUGGUGCUGGAGACACAGGCGUGAUGCCUAACCACCAUCACAGCGGGAACGAACCGGGAACGUUCCUCUCAUCUCACACUACAGCCUCGCAUCUAAAGCUCACACACACACACGCACGCACGCACA
This is a messenger RNA of Cyprinus carpio (common carp), 2595 nucleotides long. RefSeq names its product transmembrane channel-like protein 7 (gene tmc7). NCBI's taxonomy places the organism in Eukaryota, Metazoa, Chordata, Actinopteri, Cypriniformes, Cyprinidae. Gene Ontology annotation, molecular function: mechanosensitive monoatomic ion channel activity. Gene Ontology annotation, cellular component: plasma membrane. The transcript has 20 exons. The coding region runs from base 1 to 2493 and encodes 830 amino acids. The record is from RefSeq and is a predicted model, not a curated record.